AUGUUUUACGGAGCGAUGGUCUGGGAUCCGUGGCUUAUAGUGGCACAAAUCGCGUGUCUACAGUCGUUAUUCUACCUCUCUCUUGGCGUUUUCCUGUGGCUCUUCGUCGGGUCGCACGUUCCUCGAUUCACGCUCAAGUACUUCUUUGACUACUCCGUGAUCUCGCCGUCCAGCUUCGUCGGCUGGUGCUGCAUAUUCGCGUUUCUGGCGAACGCGUUUGUAGGUGCCUUUUAUCUGGUGGUGGUGGUGGAGCGAACCAAAAAGUGCCUCGACUUUGCAGCCACGGUGCAUCUGCUGCACGCGCUGCUCUGCCUGCUCUACGCACACGUCCCCUCCUCCUUCUCCUUCUGGCUCACCUCCUUCCUCUCCUGCCUGCUCAUGACUCUCCUCGGGGAAUGGCUGGUCGAGUCGAGUCUGAUUAUCUGUUACUACAUGUCUCACAUAAAGAGCCAGAUUCGGUAA
This is a messenger RNA of Closterium sp. Yama58-4, 462 nucleotides long. The record is from the annotation of a GenBank genome assembly. Lineage: Eukaryota; Viridiplantae; Streptophyta; Zygnematophyceae; Desmidiales; Closteriaceae.